Molecule: messenger RNA, 1434 nt
Organism: Ictidomys tridecemlineatus (thirteen-lined ground squirrel)
Lineage: Eukaryota; Metazoa; Chordata; Mammalia; Rodentia; Sciuridae
Gene: Vash2
Product: vasohibin 2
Biological process (GO): regulation of angiogenesis
Cellular component (GO): cytoplasm
Source: RefSeq, a predicted model, not a curated record
CCACCCCCGCGGGGCGCUGAUCCCCGCGCCGCGCCCGCGCGCACACGCCCCCCGCUGCUGCUGCUGCUGCCGAGCACCCUCCACACCUCGCCCCCCGCGCCCUCUCCCCACCAUGACCGGCUCCGCGGCCGACACUCUCCGCUGCCCCCACCCCAAAGGCUCCAAAGGCACCCGGUCCCGGAGCAGCCACGCACGGCCCGUGAGCCUCGCCACCAGCGGGGGUUCGGAGGAGGAGGACAAAGACGGUGGGGUGAUGUUUCACGUUAACAAGAGCGGCUUCCCGAUCGACAGCCACACCUGGGAGCGCAUGUGGAUGCACGUGGCCAAGGUGCACCCCAAGGGGGGAGAAAUGGUGGGCGCUAUCAGGAACGCCGCCUUCUUGGCAAAGCCUUCAAUACCCCAGGUCCCAAACUACAGGCUGUCGAUGACGAUUCCAGACUGGCUGCAGGCAAUCCAGAAUUACAUGAAGACACUACAAUAUAAUCACACAGGGACCCAGUUCUUUGAAAUUAGGAAAAUGAGACCUCUGAGUGGGUUAAUGGAAACAGCAAAAGAAAUGACUCGAGAGUCCUUACCUAUCAAAUGCCUUGAAGCUGUCAUCCUGGGCAUAUACUUAACCAAUGGACAGCCUUCCAUCGAGCGAUUCCCCAUCAGCUUUAAAACCUACUUCUCAGGAAACUACUUUCACCAUGUUGUGCUGGGGAUUUAUUGCAAUGGCCGCUAUGGCUCACUGGGCAUGAGCAGAAGGGCUGAGCUGAUGGACAAGCCAUUGACCUUUCGGACUCUGAGUGACCUUAUCUUUGACUUUGAAGACUCUUACAAGAAAUACCUGCACACAGUCAAGAAGGUCAAGAUUGGGCUGUAUGUCCCCCAUGAGCCUCAUAGCUUCCAACCCAUUGAGUGGAAGCAGCUGGUCCUCAAUGUCUCCAAGAUGUUGAGGGCUGACAUAAGGAAGGAGCUGGAGAAGUACGCCAGGGACAUGAGAAUGAAGAUCUUGAAGCCUGCAAGUGCCCGCUCUCCAACCCAAGUGAGAACCCGGGGAAAAUCCCUGUCCCCCCGAAGGAGACAAGCAAGCCCCCCAAGAAGGCUUGGCAGGCGAGAUAAGUCGCCUGCUCUGCCUGAAAAGAAGGUGGCUGAUCUCAGCACUCUGAAUGAAGUGGGCUAUCAAAUCCGAAUCUAGCCAAGCCAUUCCGGGCAGCAAGAGGGUUUCUGUGGUGCUUCUCUCUGCACUUUACCCAGCAUCUUCAGGAGGAACUGCAACUAUUAUUUAUUAAGAACUUGAAAAUUUUAUUUUUAAGGAUUCACCUGGAAACAGAAUCUGAGUGGGUGGGGAUAAUUAGCUUUAAAAACUCUGACCAUGAAAAGGCUAAAGUAAUAAACCCCACUGGGGCUGGACUGUCUCCCUCACUAAAGAUCUCAAGGAUAACAAACAUU